Homarus americanus (American lobster) is the source of this 1511-nucleotide messenger RNA. RefSeq names its product COMM domain-containing protein 7-like. The transcript is spliced from 6 exons. The coding region runs from base 166 to 738 and encodes 190 amino acids. NCBI's taxonomy places the organism in Eukaryota, Metazoa, Arthropoda, Malacostraca, Decapoda, Nephropidae. The record is from RefSeq and is a predicted model, not a curated record.
GGAGUUAAUGAGUGAAGGGAGGAAGGGCCGAGGGGGCGUACAGGUGUUUGCAGCCUAAAACUUUUACUGGAAGAGGUGUGAAAGGUAAAUUAAUAUUAUUGUGAUCCUGUGUAAGAACUGGAAGGAAGAUUACUGUUCGUGGAGGAGAGAAGAGGCUCAAGUACGAUGUUGAUGUCCGAGGAGCAGAAGAGUAACGUGUUGGCACUGUCUCAGCUGACCAACGAUAGUUUCCUGGUUGUUUGGGACGCAAGUCUACAACGUGUGGCCAACCAAAGAAAACAGAGUGACAGAUGUGCCCCUUACUAUGUUGUGACAAACACCAGGGAUGAUGUGGAGUUACACGUGGAGAUGCUGUGUGGCAUUCUGGAGUCUGUCAUCAGCGACACUGUAUCAGGCGAGGACCUCGUGUCUCUCCUCACCUCCUCAGGGCUUCAGAGAGACAGGGCUAAUCUCUUUGUGUCACAGUAUGAUCAUCUUCAAGAACUGGUCGCCUUGAGGAAAUGUCUUGAAAACCCAAGAGAACAACUUGUUGACCUUCAGUGGAAAUUUGGUGUUGUGGCUGGCAGCAGCUCUGAGGGGGAGGCAGGACGAACGUUUGUACAAGUGAAGUUUAUCUCCCGCACAGCCAGUGAGAAUCUUGUCCCCAGAUAUGUGGAGAUGUCGCUGCACAAGUUCUACGACUUCUUGCACCAACUGGAGAAAGCCAAAGCUAGUUUAGAAUAUAUGAAUUAUUUAUAAGUUUCUCCAAGCCAUGAAAAGGUGUAUGUAUGGUAAGUAUGUGUACUGUAUAGGGAUAAGAUAUGUAUACUGUACUUGUAAUAUACCAGUGGCAUACUGUGGUUGCACUCAUGAGCCAUGCAGAACACCCACAUAUAUCAGUUAUCAAAUCAAAUAUCAAGUAGGAUCUGGCCUUUCUCUAAGUAGGGGUUGUCAAGCUUUUAUAAACACUUAAUUUCUUAAAUUAUAUCAGUGGCAUCUGACAAAGUACAGUGUCUAUUAUAAAUCAUUAAAUAUUGGGUGCAAAAAUACUUAAGGCAAAAGAAUACAUUAUUAAGCUUUUAGUGUUGCUCUACAGUAAUUUAGAAAUAAAGUAGUUAUAAAAAAUGACGAGGCAUCAUGCACAACGUUGACCUUCUGUAAAGUUGCCAAUGAUCUUAUUGCUGAACAUUUAAAUAAUUAGUCAAUAUUUUUAUUUAUAUGAUACAAUUAUUAUUUCAAGCAAAACAGAAAACUGAAUAACUUUCCCAAGUGGAAAAACUAUAACUGAAAAUGAACUGUUGGGUUAUUUAGAAAUAUUAAAAAUAAUAAUGUGGACCAGUUUUGUCCAGCUGACGGCGAGCUGCUCGACAAGUGAAUGCAGUUUUUGAAGCGCAUGCAUUUGUACCCAUUACAUUUACAGAAACCUUAUUAAACAGCCACUCUUAUGGAACAACAACUCUUAGGUAAUAUAAUAUCACCGUAUAACAUAACACUUCAUGCUUAAGGGAAAAAAUUAUUAAAUUUGACUAAAA